Molecule: messenger RNA, 564 nt
Organism: Porites lobata
Lineage: Eukaryota; Metazoa; Cnidaria; Anthozoa; Scleractinia; Poritidae
Source: the annotation of a GenBank genome assembly
AUGGUUGAACCACCAAAGUCACCAGCUAAAAAGAAGCCAGCUGCGCCUAAAAAGCCAGCUGAGCACCCACCAUACAUUGAUAUGAUCAAGGCUGCCAUUGUCGCUCUAAAAGAGCGAAAUGGUUCUUCUCGCCAAGCCAUUGAGAAGUACAUCAAAGCCAACUACAAGGUUGGUGAGGUCGGCUCACACUUGAAGAUGGCUCUCAAGAGAGGUGCUGCGAGUGGAAAGUUGAUACACACCAAAGGUGUUGGCGCAUCUGGCUCCUUCAAGGUCGCCAAGGCGGAAAAGAAGGAGAAGAAACCAGCGAAGCCAAAGAAGCCCGCCGCCAAGAAGGUAGCAAAGAAACCGGCGGCUAAAAAACCGACAGCAAAGAAAGCAGCGGCUAAAAAGAAGCCAGCGAAGAAGACACCAAGUAAAAAACCCAAGAAAUCGGCAGCGAAAAAGCCGGCAGCCAAGAAACCAGCGGCCAAGAAACCUGCGAAGAAGACACCCGCAAAGAAACCUGCCGCCAAAAAGUCCGCUAAGAAAUCUGCCGCCAAAAAAUCUCCAGCUAAGAAGAAGUAA